Molecule: messenger RNA, 1497 nt
Organism: Morus notabilis
Lineage: Eukaryota; Viridiplantae; Streptophyta; Magnoliopsida; Rosales; Moraceae
Exons: 1
Coding region: 116-1480 (454 amino acids)
Source: RefSeq, a predicted model, not a curated record
CCUCCAGUUCCACUUCCAAGGAUUGCGAGCUUUUGUUCUUCAAAAUUGCUAACGAAGAAAACGAAAUAUUAUCGUACUCGGCUAACUUUCUUAGCAACAUUCCAACUGCGUCCGGAUGCUAUACUCUUCUCGUCUGCCUUCGUUUUAUAUUCCCGGCGGUCCGCUCGCCACCUGUUUGAUUAAUUGCCGCAACCAAGAAAUGCCCCAACUUUCACAGAAAUUCAUACCCGGUCUCAAAUAUCUCAACAUUCAUAACCGUAAUGGAGCUCUGCACCUGAAUUCUAUGUUAUAUCACUCUUCAAAGGAAUCCCAUGAAGAGCCUUUAUCCGCGGAAUGGUACGAGAAGGCGUUUCUUAAGAUGACGAAACUGGUCCGUCUGUUAAAGAACGUGGACUCCGUCGAUGGAAGGCUUGUCGAUGUACAUGAAGGUUCGGUCAUUUUCGAUGACCGUGUCGAACAAAAAAUGCAUACUUUUAAGUCACUUGCUAGAGUCUUUGUUGGGUCUCGUUUGGCUCAGCAAACACUAAAGACUAACAUGGUUGCUUUGUCCGAGGGUGAAGGUUGUAAGCCGUUUUUGUGUUUCGGUAAACCUAGUGAAAGAGAACCCGUGAUUGUUUCUUCACUUACGCAAGUGAGCAACUUCCUAAACAUCACUGCCCAACAAAGGAAGGUCAUCCGUUUAACGAUUUGCCAGCAAGUUACGCAACACCGCAUAUGGACGGGGGCGCUUGAGAAGUUACUUAACGGAUUAAAACCUGAGUUGGACUUUUUGAACUAUCAGUUCCCAAGCAAAUGGAGCCUUAUGGCUCAACAGAUUGUAUUCAAUUGUCUAAAGUUUUUGCAAGACACGGCCAUACCAUGUACCGACCUUGAUUCCACUUCAUGGAUGCGGCUUGCGCCUGCAAGAGCGGCUGCUCAAUCGUCGGCUCCACAGAAGUGGGAGGAUGUUUUUGAGAUGUUCAAUGAUCUCAUUGAAUGUAUAAAAACCGAAAACAGGUUGGUUCAUCAUGCGGUAAAGCUCGAGUUGAUGAAAGAAGGGCUGUCUCAAAUUAAGGAUGUCUUGAUUGAUAAAAGCAUUGGAUACAAGGAAGCUCGGCACCAAGAAAGCUUAGUGCAGAAGAAACUUACCAGGAAUUUGGGUUACUCAUCCCAGUGUUUGUUCACACUUUUGUUGUAUUAUCUUUAUGGACAUGUUAGAGACAUUGAAGUUGAUUUAUGUGGCGGGCUUUAUAACAAUGGGGAUGAGAACAGUUUUUGCUUGUGCAUGGGAAGGAUUGUGACUUCAGAUGAGGAAAAGAUGGUCCGGAGUGGGGUUAGACAUUUGGAUAGGGCUCUUGGGCUUUUCAAGUUUGUGUGGGAAACAGCAGGGAGUAAAGGGGUCUUGGACUUGCAAGGCCAUUUAUGGUGUGUUGGGGGGGCUGAGGGUAGAAUGCUUAUUUACAAUGGGAAAAAGUUUUUUAUACAUGGGAUCUGUGUUUGAUGAAGGUUGUAUUGUAA